AUGACAUCAAUAACUUUAAAGAAAGGAGUAGCGGACUUCCACACGAAAACCUCUCAGGGUACUGUGUACAUCAGCCGGAGCCUGAAGCCGGCUGGUGCUGGUUCAGCGCUGACUUCCACGCCGAUCGACGGCGGGAAUGCAGGUCGUGCUGGGUCACCGGCACGUGGCGUGCACUUUUCGCCGGUCGUGUCAGAAGUGAACUGGCGUGAGAGCUAUGUUGAACCCGACGGCGGCGACAAAGUGGCCGCCGCAAACACCAACAACACCACCGCCGCCAAGUCGGCGAGUUCUUCUUCUUCAUCCACCGCGGGCAUUGGGCGCCGGUCUCGCAAGAUUUCCGCAGAGGACUCUGCUGAUCUGCCGCAAAGAGUUAAGGUUACUACAACGGAAGGGAACAAGUUGUCGGUGCAGAAAAUCCAGGUCACGUCAGUAGCGCCGACCUCGGAAUCCGUCUCAAUCUUUGUGGCAACCCUUCCCCCGCCGGAAAGGCAGCAACAGCAGCAGCACGAGGAACCCAGUGCUUCUCCGCUGCCGCCGUCAGUCAUGAACGGCAACAAGUCCGCCACUCUGCCCGCAAAACUCAAGCCCGUGAAGCCGCCGAAGCCCGACGAUGCUUCGACGCACGUGUCGAUCUGGAAGCGUCUCGGUAUAGGGCGACUGAGUUUCGGCAAAAGCGGCAAGUCGUCCAAACAACAACAUCAACAGCAACAACAGCCGUCACCGCCGCCGCCGAACAAGGUCGCAACUAAGGAAGUGAUCCAACCCGAACCUGUUCCGAUACACGCGACGCCGACCAAAUCCACAUCUCAGGAAAUGCCGGAACCGACUAGUACUGAAAGGAACGAGUCCUUGUCAGAGUCGCCUGGAAAGAAGGAUGUUUUAGCUACAUCUGAAUCACCAUCACCAUCGCCGCCACAGCAGCAGCAGAACAAAUCAGACGCCUUGCCUCCACGGCCGCCGAAUCAAGCGUCCAAGCAUUUGAGUCCCGUUGCUCGCGCGAGGCUCAUUUCGGCUCGCAAGCAUUUCCUGGCUACUCAAGGCGCUGCUCAGAAGCCGCCUUCCACUUCUUCGGGUCCUUUGACUGCCGAAGAAGCUGCGAAAAGCAGUGAGAAUCUGCGUGUGGCCUUUGAACGAUUCCGGCAAAAGGCGGAAGAAGACAGACGCCGUUUGGCGCAGAGCGUUCCGGAUUUGCAAGAAGUUGAGUCGAGUGUUCGCAGUGCGAUUGAACUGAAGCAUAGACAAGACGCGUUGUUGGACGAAGAGGCGCCAGCGAAGGAAGAGCGGAAGACUGUGUCGGCGGCGAUGACGGCGAGGAAGAAUGACAUGAUGCGAUCAUCCCAGGAAUUUGAUGACAGGUGGAGGGAGAUUCUGGCCAAAUCUGAGAUCAAGAAGUACGGUGACAGGCUACAGCGAGCAUCACAAGCCAGAUUUACUGCAAGACGGUCGAGCUUCUCGUCAGACAUAACUGACGCAACAGCUCGCCCAGGCAACGCUCGUUACCACAAUCACCACGGGAAGCGAAUGCAUCAAUAUUCCACGGCUGCGCAGUUUUUCAACGACCGACACCGAAGCAAGAGCGUGUCGGCCAACGACGACAACGACCCGUCGGGUCUGGACUCGGGCGAGGUUUUGUUCUUGCGAGAAACGCACUUGGGUCGCCUCGACGGCGGCAGCGGCGGUGGUCAACCGGUGUCGAGCCCUGGUGGUGGUGUCGACGGCGGCCACGUGAGACACGUGUCGAGUCCGGAGUCCAUGAAAGCACGUAGCAUGGUGAAUCUGGGCGACGACGUCGACGACGAUGACGAGGAUGGACCCCGUUUGCAGCGAUUGUCGCCGAGUCGAGGCGGUGAAGAUUCCUCGCGGGCUAAAUCCAUGGAGUUCCUUCUGGACGACGAGAAUAAGCAGAAAAUUAAGAAUCUCGUAGCCCCGUCAAACAAGGCACUUCAGAUACUAACGAAGAAAUAA
Molecule: messenger RNA, 1965 nt
Organism: Notodromas monacha
Lineage: Eukaryota; Metazoa; Arthropoda; Ostracoda; Podocopida; Cyprididae
Source: the annotation of a GenBank genome assembly